UGGUGGUCAAUAGCAGUUUGUCUCUGGACUAUUAUAACUAAUGCUAUGUUUGCUUAACAGUGUGGUGGACCCUCAAAUGAUGAACUACUGUGUGGUGGUCAAUAGCAGUUUGUCUCUGGACUAUUAUAACUAAUGCUAUGUUUGCUUAACAGUGUGGUGGACCCUCAAAUGAUGAACUACUGUGUGGUGGUCAAUAGCAGUUUGUCUCUGGACUAUUAUAACUAAUGCUAUGUUUGCUUAACAGUGUGGUGGACCCUCAAAUGAUGAACUACUGUGUGGUGGUCAAUAGCAGUUUGUCUCUGGACUAUUAUAACUAAUGCUAUGUUUGCUUAACAGUGUGGUGGACCCUCAAAUGAUGAACUACUGUGUGGUGGUCAAUAGCAGUUUGUCUCUGGACUAUUAUAACUAAUGCUAUGUUUGCUUAACAGUGUGGUGGACCCUCAAAUGAUGAACUACUGUGUGGUGGUCAAUAGCAGUUUGUCUCUGGACUAUUAUAACUAAUGCUAUGUUUGCUUAACAGUGUGGUGGACCCUCAAAUGAUGAACUACUGUGUGGUGGUCAAUAGCAGUUUGUCUCUGGACUAUUAUAACUAAUGCUAUGUUUGCUUAACAGUGUGGUGGACCCUCAAAUGAUGAACUACUGUGUGGUGGUCAGCUCCAAACGUAACUACUCUAGUCUGUGUGAAGCCUACUCCGACCCGGGCAUGAGCAAGUUCGAGAACAGACAAUACAAGAAAGGUGACAACACCAAGGCUCAAGGGAAAAGUAAAGUUUUGGGUCCUCCGCUUAGGAAGGAUGACGUGUUUAUUACCUGUGUGGGAGCCGGACUCAGCUACACCAUCAGUAACUUGGAGAAAGGGAGAGAGUACUUCUUCAACAUCUUUGCCCAAAAUCGACACACAAAUCUAAGUUUUCUGUAUGGAAGCAAAUAUCUAAGAUACAACCCUAAACUGAGGCCAAUUGGCUUGAAAGAUAACAAGCCAAAGACAGUGAACAUUAGACAAUUGGGAGGAAGAGUUCUAUUUAGAUACAAGGUAGGUGUAAAAAUGGCACACACGUACAACUCCACUCUCAGCUGGCACGUCAUGCCAUGUGGUAGUGCCGUAACAGUGGAGCUGCGCCUGCGCCGCGUGGUGGUGGUGCCACGCCAGGUGGUCGAAGGCCAUCGCUACUUACAAGUGCCCCAUCCACAACCUGGCAACAGAUAUACUCUCCUGGUGUACGUAGCCAAUCCGCGUGACCUAAGGCAGAUCUUGGGAGUCGAGGUGUUGGCGACAAUGAGGACAUCUCCACUGCCGCAGUUGCCCCCUGAGGUGACAGUCCACGAGUACGAGAGUCUAAGAACCUGUGACUCGGUGACUGUGGGGUGGGUGCCGACUCGUAGCCAGUUCGUCCGCUACUGCGUGUCAGCGUCACGUGUCUCCUUCACCGAGUCCCAGGGCCACUUCUGGCCACAGCCCAAUCAGUGCAACCUCGACAACAGGCUGCGCAGCCAACUGGACUUCACCGUCAAACAGUGCCAGGAUUUCACCGCCAAUGACAACACGAAUGUUCUGGUGCAGACGAUAACGAAGUUACGUCCUGGAAAAGAGUACCUUAUUCAAGUAACCGUAAAGAAGAUUAAGGGAAAAGCACUGUCUUAUGACCUGCUGAGGGUCAGAACGAAGUCAAAGUGUAAAGGUUGAGAAGGAAGAAUUAUGUGUUAAAGAGGUUUCUCUGUUGUAUAAUAUUAAUUAAGAUUUGUAUGUAUUUUUAUUAUCUAUUAGAUAUGUUGUUAUUUAUUGAACAAGCAGUGCCAAGACAUUUGUUACGAGUGAACGUAAUGUAAGACCUAUUAUAGUUAGGUAUGAGUAAAUAUAAUAUUUUUUUACUUUAUA
This is a messenger RNA of Homalodisca vitripennis (glassy-winged sharpshooter), 1876 nucleotides long. RefSeq names its product protein NDNF-like. The transcript is spliced from 5 exons. Lineage: Eukaryota; Metazoa; Arthropoda; Insecta; Hemiptera; Cicadellidae. Gene Ontology annotation, molecular function: protein binding. The record is from RefSeq and is a predicted model, not a curated record. The coding region runs from base 593 to 1684 and encodes 363 amino acids.